UCCUAUGGCUCUUUUCUAUAAAUAAACUCCUUUUUAUCUCUCCUUCUAUCUCUCUCAGAGAACGGGAGGACAAAGCCAUCUGGUUCUCAUCUUCAUGGUUCGUUAAUGAUUAUAAAGGAUCAUUGGUCUCUGUUGGUUGGAUCUGUUGUGACUAGCUUUUUUAAUUCUUGUAGAUUAUCUGCUUGAUAUUAGUUGUCCCAGCCCGGUAACUUUGGUUCCUAAAGGGAUUAGAGAUGCCGGGAAUAACCGAUAACGGAGUUACUGAUGAGGGGAAGGCAAAUGAAAGGAAUAUGAAUCCUUCCUCCUCUAACUCUAAGGAGGGCUCUACUCCAAUUGAGUCACAACAUCCAGAGAGUACAGGUGGUGAUGGUGCCGUUGAGACCUCUAUCGACCAGCUUUAUGAAAAUGUGUAUGAUAUGCGAAGUUCUGAUCGGUCACCUUCAAGGCAAAGUUUUGGAUCUGAUGUUGAUGAGUCUAGGAUUGAUUCAGAAUUGCAUCAUCUAGUUGGGGGGAAGAUGAGGGAGGUGGAGAUAAUGGAAGAGGAAAUGGAGGAAAAGCAAGGUGGUGAUGGAAUUAGUGAAUCAUCUUCUAGAAAGGGUAGUUCGUCGAAUGAUAGGAAGGUGGACAAUGUGAAUGAGAUUCAACCUGCCAGUACAAGCUCUGGCACUUCUGAGAAACCAACCAAACCAUCCACUUCAAAAUUGCAAUCCAAGACAGCAUUAAAAUCAAAACCCAGAGUCAAAAGUCCUCCUGUGAAGCCUUCUGUUGAGAGAAAGAAUGAUAAGCCUCUGAAAAAACAAAGCCCAGGAGUUGUUGGCUCGAAGAAAUCACAAAAUGCUCCUCCUGCUGGAAGGUCAGUGUCACAGAGUCGUGCCAAGAAUUUAGUUGAACCAGCAUCAGAUAAGCCAGAGAUGGGUCCAGUUUUGCUUAAGCAGGCAGCGGAUCAGAUGUCAUCAGGGGAUAAUCCGCAUAAAGCUCUUGAAUUAGCUCUUCGAGCUACAAAAGUGUUUGAGAAGUACGCUGGUGACAAACCAAGUUUGGACCUUGUUAUGAGCUUACACGUUAUAGCAGCAAUAUACUGUAGCUUGGGUCAAUACAGUGAUGCGAUUCCAGUCCUGGAGCGCUCUGUUGACAUUCCUGUUGUUGAGGAAGGCGAGGAGCAUGCCCUGGCUAAAUUUGCUGGUCUGAUGCAACUGGGUGACACCUAUGCAAUGCUGGGCCAGCUUGAGAAUGCAAUUACGUACUACACCAGAGGUUUGGAAGUCCAGAAACAGAUUUUGGGAGAAACAGAUCAGAGAGUUGGUGAAACUUGUCGGUAUAUGGCUGAAGCUCAUGUUCAAGCGUUGCAAUUUGACGAGGCUGAGAGGCUAUGCCAAAUGGCUUUGGACAUUCAUAAAGCAAGAGAUUCACUUCCUUCUCUUGAAGAAGCAGCUGAUAGGAGGCUCAUGGGCCUUAUAUGCGAAACAAAGGGAAAGCAUGAAGCGGCUCUGGAGCAUCUUGUUUUAGCAAGCAUGGCAAUGGUAGCAAAUGGACAAGAAGCAGAAGUGGCAUCCGUUGAUUGUAGCAUUGGAGACACGUACCUAUCCUUGUGUCGAUACGAUGAAGCUGAUUUUGCUUACCAAAAAGCACUUACAGCCUUCAAGGCCAGCAAAGGAGAGAAUCAUCCAGCUGUGGCUUUGGUUUUUGUACGUUUAGCUGACUUGUGUAAGAGGACAGGGAAGAUAACGGAAUCCAAAUCUUACUGUGAGGAUGCACUUGAAAUCUAUGAAAAGCCUCUUCCUGGAGUCCUUCUAGAGGAUAUUGCAAGUGGUCUUACUGAUGUUGCCGCUAUCUAUGAGUCAAUGAAUGAACAUAAACAGGCCCUCAAUUUGCUGAAGAAGGCAUUGGGUAUAUAUAACGAUGCCCCUGGUCAGCAGAGCACAAUAGCAGGAAUUGAAGCUCAGAUGGGGGUCUUGUGCUACAUUAUAGGGGACUAUGCUGAAUCUUAUAAUGCUUUCAAGAAUGCUAUCUCAAAGCUCCGUGCUAUUGGAGAGAAGAAAUCAGCCUUCUUUGGUAUUGCUCUUAAUCAAAUGGGACUUUCCUGUGUGCAGCGUUAUGCCCUAAGUGAGGCUGCAGAAUUGUUUGAAGAGGCAAAGGAUAUUUUGGAACAAGAGUAUGGGCCAUAUCACCCUGAAACGCUUGGCGUGUAUAGCAAUCUUGCCGGCACAUAUGAUGCACUUGGCAGGCUGGAUGAUGCAAUUGAAAUUCUGGAGUACGUUGUAAGUUUGAGGGAGGAAAAACUUGGGACUGCAAAUCCUGAUGUAUAUGAUGAGAAAAGAAGGUUGAGUGAAUUGUUGAAGGAAGCAGGCAGAGUCCGGAGCAGAAAAUCCAUAUCACUGGAGCGCCUCCUUGAUUCCAAUGUUUAUUCUCUAAACAAUUUUGUCAUGAGGAUGGCUAGCUAGGGCACAGAGAGAAAUAUAAUGCCUUUACAACACAGAUGAACAGGUUGUGAAAUUCAAUUAUUGAGGAGAUAUGAAAUGACCGAUGGGGGUAAUGAUUUGUACCAUAUUUUAUUUAAAGAUAUAUAUUCUUGUAUGAUACGAUGUAAAUUAUGCAUGGUCUUCCGAUAUGCUCAUUGUUUGAACACUUCGAUUGCUGAUGCGUCAAUAUAUUCUUAUAGAUUUGGCUACACAGCUAAAAGCUGAGACUUUUA
Messenger RNA from Neltuma alba, 2692 nucleotides. RefSeq names its product protein KINESIN LIGHT CHAIN-RELATED 3-like. Lineage: Eukaryota; Viridiplantae; Streptophyta; Magnoliopsida; Fabales; Fabaceae. The coding region runs from base 234 to 2441 and encodes 735 amino acids. Gene Ontology annotation, molecular function: protein binding. The record is from RefSeq and is a predicted model, not a curated record. The transcript has 3 exons.